Messenger RNA from Drosophila yakuba, 3864 nucleotides. RefSeq lists its product as uncharacterized. Bases 1 to 552 code for a protein of 183 amino acids. The transcript has a single exon. Lineage: Eukaryota; Metazoa; Arthropoda; Insecta; Diptera; Drosophilidae. The record is from RefSeq and is a predicted model, not a curated record.
AUGUAUUGGCAGAUCUGGGUAGAUCCGAAACACACUCCAUUCCAGCGAAUACUUUUCCGUAACAAUAGAGGGGAUUUCGAAUUGAAAACAGUAACCUUUGGAGUCAAUUGCGCGCCUUUCCUGGCCAUCCGAGUACUGCAGCAGCUAGCAGCUGACGUAGAACUCAGGCAUCCAAAAGCUAGCAAUAUCAUUCGAAAUUUCAUGUAUGUGGAUGAUGUUCUAGCCGGAGCGGACUCCACGGAAGAAGCUCAGCUCAUGGUGCAAGAGCUCCGAGACGCUCUGAAGUCCGCCGGAUUUCCAUUGAGAAAAUGGACCUCCAACCAAAAGGAAGUUUUAGCGGCCAUUCAGAGCAACCAUCUAUUAAAUACUGAUUUUCUCGAGAUCGAUGCAGAAAGCACUGCCAAAACACUCGGUAUUCGCUGGAAGGCAUCCUCCGACGAAUUCUUCUUCGUCCCGCCAGAUUUGGCUAUUGAAACGUCCUUUAAAAAACGCCAAGUCCUGUUCCAAAUUGCCAAAUUGUUCGACUGUAGUAUUCCAAACGUGGUGAAUUGAUAGGGCAGACAUUUAAGUUUAUAACUCUUUAUUUAUUCUGAGAGUUUUAGUUGGGCAGAAAAAGGUUCUGCCCGUUCGGUGGUUUACAAGGCUCUCAAUAUUCGAUCUUAAGUAUAUUUCGGCUAAGCUUAAGCAGCGUGGCUGCGCUGCCGGAUACGCCAGCAGCGGAGCGGCUCUCUCUUAUGUAUAUCUUAUAUAUCUAUGCUUAUCGCGAGAGUGAGUUAUGCACAUAUGUAUUGUGCAUUUGGUCAGCGUGGGAAUGCUGACCAUGCACUUAUACUUUGUAGCCUUCCAGUGGACGAUCAUGUUACAUCCGUCUUGAGGCUUAUUGACAUAAACAUAGCAACAAAGUGUUGCCAUGUGUUUGUAUACUUAUUGUUCUUAAUAUUACGUAUGCGCACACUACAUCUCCCUCCUUUUGAAAAAUAACGUAACCUAGUGUAGUUAUUUUAUUUAAUGAAUGCAUAUUAUAUAUAUAUUAUUAUAUUUUUUUUUUUUAUUUUAUUUUUUUUGUUUAGCUUGAACAAUACUAUUACAAAAGUGAAUUUUGUAAUAAGAAAUAAAAAUUUUGUAUAAAUGAUCAAGAAAAAUAUAAGUGUAACGUCAGUUAUGAAUGGAAUUUCUUUAAUCGAUCUUUAUGAACUAUUUGUUUCUUGUUUUUAUUUGUAAGUAAAGUAAUAUUAUUAUUUUCUCCUAUGCUUUUUAUCUUAUAGGGCCCUGUGUAUUUAAAAUCUAAUUUAUGGCCUACCUCAUUUUUUAAUAAAACUUUAUCUCCUACUUCUAACUCUAAAUUUUUUGUUUUUAAGUCGUAAUUUCCCUUACUUUUCAAUUUAUGUGCUUCAAGCAGUUUCCUUGCUCGAGCAUAUGCUACUUCUAAUCUAUAUUUACUUUCUUUAGCGUAAUCAUCUAUAUUAUAUAUUGGUUCUAUGCUAUGUAACUUAUUAAAAUGCUUUGGUAAAUUACUUGUUUUACCGAAAACUAAUUCGUAUGGACAAUAAUUAUGUACCAUAGAUGGGGUUGUGUUGAAGCAGUAUACAAAAUACUGAAGCCAUACAUCCCAAUCGGUUUUGUCCGCCGAUAUAUAGGAUCGUAUAUACUCGUUCAAAGUUCUAUGACUUCGUUCGAUCACUCCAACUGUCUGGUGGUGAUGAGCUGUUGAUGUUAUAUUUUUGAUUUUUAAAUAUUUACAUAGGUCAGUAAUUACUGAAUUCUUAUACUCUGUUCCCAUGUCCGUUAUGAACGUCUUCAUCGGACCGUACUUCAGAAUAAAGGAUUCGAAUAUAGCUUUAGCAACUGUUUUUGCGCUUUUAUCUGCUAUUGGAAUGGCAACUAAAUACUUGGUUAAAUCACAUAUGAGGGUGACUGCGUACUCGUUACCAUUUUCCGACCGGGUAGUGGACCGAUUGUGUCCACGACAACUCUAUCGAAAGCAUGUUCUGGUGUUUCUGUUAUAGUCAUUGGGGUCUUUGUAUGCUUUGUUAUUUUUGAUUUUUGGCAUUUUUGACACUUUUUUACGUACUCUGUUAUGUAUUUACUCAUAUUUUUCCAGUAAAAACGUCUUUUGACCUUGGCCAAGGUUUUUAUAAUGCCUGUAUGACCUUGUACUGGAUCAUCAUGUAGUGUAGACAAUAUAGCUUCUUUUUCUUUUUCAUUAUUUAUUGUGGUCACCGGGAUAAGUAGCGCUACUUUUAAUUUCUUUAAUAUUUUGUUGCCCAUAUUUUUAAAUUCAUCUAUUGAAUCGUGUACAAAGAUUUUUUCCCACGGUGCCAUUUUGAGUUGGCUGAUAUCGUAUAUACCGGCUUGCGAUUCAAGCCUUUGGAAAAAUUGAUCUAGAUCAAGAACUCCAUUAGUAUAAAGAUCACCAACAUCAUAUCUUGCAAUGAUUUUUUUUCCAUGUUUAAAUAAACAUAUCGAAUCAUUCAAUUGCAAUGUCACUACUUUUCGUACCUCGUCAUUUGUUAUGACUGCGUAUACGUUGGGCUCUGAAGCUUUUUCUUUGGAUUGCUCAUGCAAAUCCACUUGUUCUUUUCCUGCGCAGGAUUUUUGUCUACUUUGAAAUCUUGUAGUGACUUUUAAUAUAUUUCCAGUAAUUUCUCUUAGCUCUUUGAUGGUUAUUCUUGAUAGCGCAUCAGCUACAUGAUUAUCUUUGCCCCUUAAAUACUCUACCGUAAAAUUAUAUUCCUCUAAGUCAAGCCUUAUUCUUGUUAAUUUAGAACUGGCGUUGACCAUUGAGAAUAAAUAUGUCAAUGGUCUAUGAUCUGUUUUCACAGUGAAGUGUCUUCCGUAGAUGUAUGGUCUAAAAUAUACUAUUGCCCAAUGAAUUGCUAUUAACUCUUGUUCUGUUGUACUCUUAUUGCUCUCACCUUUGGUAAGACUUCUUGAUGCAUAAGCAACUGCGAGUUGGUGGCCAUUGUGGUUUUGAGUUAACACUGCGCCACAUGCUUGCUUGCUUGCAUCUGUUAUUACGAGUAUGCAAAAUUCUUUGCUGAAGUCUGGGUACUGCAAGAGCGUUGGGUUUAUUAGCUGCGAUUUUAAAUGUAUGAAUGUAUUUUGGCAUUUAUCUGUCCACUCGAAUGGAACAUUCUUUUUACAUAAUCUUGUUAUGUGCCGCGAAUAGUCGGCGAAAUUUUUGAUGAAACGUCUGUAGUAAUUGCAGAAUGCAACAAAACGUCUAGCGCUGUCCGCAUCAUGUGGAACUGGGUAGUUCUGAAUGACAUCAUAUUUUUUGUCAUCCGGCAAAAUUCCUUUGCCUGUGCAUUUAUGUCCCAAAAAUGUGAAUUCAUGCAUGAAAAAUGAACAUUUUUCAGGAUGUAAUUUUAGGUUGUAUUCCCUGCAUUUAUCAAAAACUUCAGUGAGGUUUUUAACCAUAUGCUUUUCGGAACAACCGAUGACUAUUAAGUCAUCCAUAUAGAGGAAUGCCUGAGACGGGUCUAUUCCGGAGAAUGCUAAAGUCAUCAUUCUUUGGAAUGAAUUAGGCGCUAUUUUUAGACCAAAUGGCAAUCGCGUGAAACGAUAUGAGCCAUUGUUGGUUGAGAAAGAUAUUAUAUCUCUUGAGCCUUCAGCCAGCUCGAUCUGAUGAAAACCUGACAUCAAAUCAAGGCAAGAAAAAUAUUUUGCUCGACCUAGUUGGUCCAAAAUAUCAUCUAUUCUCGGUAGUGGAAAUUUGUCAGCUAAAAGUUUCUUAUUAAUCUGGCGAUAGUCUAUUACUAAUCUCCAUUUCUUUUUAUCUGAACCUGGGCUUGACUUUUUAGGUACCAACAGCAAAGGGCUAUUGUACUCUGAAAUUGAUGGUUCAACUAUUUUAUCUUUUAU